AUGUUGUAUCUCUCAGGGACAAAAAUUGUUGAGUUACCUAAUUCGAUAAAGAAUCUCAACCAGUUGAAGGUGCUGAGGAUGUCAUCCUGUCCAAUACAGAGGUUGCCAGCUGGUAUUGGAAUGCUAGAGGGCAUGAAGGAGCUCAAUGUCCGAAAUUGUCAACAACUUGCGGGCGAACUCCCAACUACAACUGGCAAACUAUUGCCUCCAAGUAUCCUAGACAUAUCGCAAACUAGUGUUGGUGCAGUCCCGACGACAAUUGAUUCCCUCACGCAACUCCAAGAGCUGGAUCUAUCAUUUUGUAAUGAGCUUCAAGAGCUGCCAAAACUUCCCUCAAGUUUGAAUUGCCUACGUGUUAAAUCAACAUCAUUGCGGUUAGUUCCGGAUCUUAGUUACCUCACAAAUCUAGUGACUUUGGAGCUGUCCAACAACUCUGGACAAGCACUUGCGCAAGCAUCAACUCUUCAAUUGCAAUGGGUUGGGAAGUUAUCUAAGCUGGAGCGGUUGGAGUUGUGCCUUUCAGAUCAUUCCGUGCCGUCAUCAGAGUUGGGUUGCUUACCUCGACUUAAAAAACUCACCUUACCUCACAUGGAUAGUUUCGACUCGGUAGUCGUUGGACCACAAUUUUCGCACUUGAAAAAUUUGUCAACAUUGCAUCUUUUCGCUGUCCACUAA
Messenger RNA from Eucalyptus grandis, 675 nucleotides. Its product is annotated as leucine-rich repeat-containing protein 40-like. The transcript has a single exon. The record is from RefSeq and is a predicted model, not a curated record. The coding region runs from base 1 to 675 and encodes 224 amino acids. Gene Ontology annotation, molecular function: protein binding. Lineage: Eukaryota; Viridiplantae; Streptophyta; Magnoliopsida; Myrtales; Myrtaceae.